Messenger RNA from Rotaria sp. Silwood1, 465 nucleotides. NCBI's taxonomy places the organism in Eukaryota, Metazoa, Rotifera, Eurotatoria, Philodinida, Philodinidae. The record is from the annotation of a GenBank genome assembly.
AUGCGAAUAAAAUGUGUGUUACUCCGUGCAAUGACAUUUCUCUUACUUGAUGAAUCUGAAAGAGACAAUCGACUAUUAUCAACAUCGUCCAAAGAUAUUGUAGCAAUAGAUAAGAUUAAUGAGAAUUCAAUAAAACGAACAUCUGGACUUAUAUGUAAUUUAAAACAAGUUCAAUGGGAAAAAAAUGGAAAAUUUUCAUUGAGAAAUAUUCUAUUCGAUGCUCUUCCAGGUGAUUUAAUCUGUAUUAUUAGACCUGUUGGAUCUGGAAAAAGUUUGCUUUUACAAACAUUAACAGGUGAAAUAACUUAUUCUGAUGGAAAAGAUUUUGUUCAAUUAUCUCAUGGUGCAAAUACACUUGUUGGUGAUCAAGGUGUUAUGUUAUCUGGAGAUCAAAAAGCACAUGUUAAUAUGGCAAGAGUACUUUAUCGUGAUGCUGAUAUUUAUCUAUUAGAUGAUCCACUUUGA